Molecule: messenger RNA, 1194 nt
Organism: Pangasianodon hypophthalmus (striped catfish)
Lineage: Eukaryota; Metazoa; Chordata; Actinopteri; Siluriformes; Pangasiidae
Gene: atp6v1f
Product: ATPase H+ transporting V1 subunit F
Exons: 2
Coding region: 122-481 (119 amino acids)
Biological process (GO): proton transmembrane transport
Cellular component (GO): membrane; proton-transporting V-type ATPase, V1 domain
Molecular function (GO): proton-transporting ATPase activity, rotational mechanism
Source: RefSeq, a predicted model, not a curated record
CGGUCUUAAAGCGGAAGUGAGUCUGUCACCUGACUUUAGCAUAUGAUCCACAGAUACAGCAGAAAGGCAAACCAGUUCGAGUCUUGAACUAUUUUAUGAGCAUUUAAUAGAGUAAAGCACUAUGACUGGACGGGGUAAAUUAAUCGCAGUUAUAGGGGAUGAGGAUACAUGUACUGGCUUCCUGCUGGGAGGAAUCGGAGAGCUGAACAAAAAUCGCAAACCCAAUUUCUUGGUAGUGGAGAAGGACACCAGUAUCACUGAGAUAGAGGAGACAUUCAAGAGUUUCCUGGCUCGCAACGAUAUUGGUAUCAUCCUUAUCAACCAGUUCAUUGCUGAGAUGAUCCGGCACGCAAUAGACGCUCAUAUGCAGUCCAUCCCUGCUGUGCUAGAGAUCCCCUCUAAAGAGCAUCCUUAUGACGCUUCUAAAGACUCGAUCUUGCGCAGGGCUAAGGGCAUGUUCUCUGCCGAGGAUUUCCGAUAAGUGUCGUGGCAUCAUGAAGCUGGUCAAGCAUCGAAAGCGUUUAUAAAUGUUAAUGUGGAUGUUGUUCAGUGUCUCUGUUUUCAUUACAUUUAAAGAAUUUGAAAUAGGUUUAGCAAUUUAAAAAAGUGUGAUGUGUAUAUUUGUGAUUUCCAAGAACAAAAAAUAUAUGUAUUACAAUAAAAAAAUUGUGUAUGAGUCUUGUGAACUUGAAGGGACUAUUUCAUGUUAAUUAAAAAUAUAUAUAUAUAAUAGAAAGUCUGUCCUUCGGUUCAUUAUUUAAUAACUGGAAUGUAAUUACUGUGCAGUUACAGCCCUAAGCCAUACCUACAUGUGUGAUUUUAUUAGGAGAAGGGGAAAAGUGCAUAAAAGCAUCACUUUCCAGGAGGCUUUCCAUUUGUUGCCUUAAUGUUUCAUCAUUGCUACUGCAUUGGUUGCUAAAACCCUUAAUCAUCAAACUUUUCAGUAUUACUACUAAAACUUGAUGACAGUGUUAAUAUGACUAAAAAUACUUAUAGCCCAUGUAAGAACCAAGAAAUGGAUGUUAUCAAAUUUCUUAGCCUUACAUUCAGCAAUGUUGUGUCUUCAGGAGGUAUUUUGUUGUGUGUAUACACACACAGUUAGGUCUGGAAGUAUUUGGACAAUGACAGAGUUUUUGUGAUUUUUGCCUGUAUACACCACCACAAUGAAUUUGAAAUAAAACAAUCAAGAUGUGA